This is a messenger RNA of Eubalaena glacialis (North Atlantic right whale), 818 nucleotides long. Its product is annotated as Fc receptor-like protein 6. The record is from RefSeq and is a predicted model, not a curated record. The transcript is spliced from 2 exons. NCBI's taxonomy places the organism in Eukaryota, Metazoa, Chordata, Mammalia, Artiodactyla, Balaenidae. The coding region runs from base 260 to 736 and encodes 158 amino acids.
UGCAGCUCCAGGGUGACCCUCUUCCUGUGUCUCAUGGCCUGGCUGAGCCUCCAAGUCCAGCCAGACCCCGCGUUUGAAGGGGAUAUCCUGACUCUGUGAUGCUGAGCAAGGAGGAACGCAGCACUGUCCCAGGUGAGAUUCUACAGGGACGGAAAAUUCCUCCGUCUCUCUAAGGACAACCAGCCUCUGUCCAUGGGAACAGCAACAGCGAACAGCAGUGGCCGGUACAGCUGCACUGGACAGGUGACGUACAUCCCAUAUGUGGGCAGACGAACCUCAAGGACUGUCAUGGCUCAAGUCCAAGGGCGCGGGGCAGGGCCUGGGAUGUGCCGAAGCUCAGACCUCCCCUCAGACUCCAGGGGCCUCGCUGUCCAGCACUCCCCUCCAGAGCCCCGGGCUGCCUCUUCCCAGAGCCGUCCUGCCUCCUGUGCUGAGAGCCCACCCCUCUCGUGAGCUCCGUGGGGGGAGCCAGAGGUCCGCCCGGCAGCUCCUCUUCUCCUUCCACACGGAGGGCCACACCCUGCAGGACAGGGGCCUGCAUCCAGAGCUCUGCAUCCCAGCAGCCGAGGAGGGAGACUCCGGGCUUUACUGGUGCGAGGCGGCCCUUGGGGGUGGCUGGGUCCAGAAGCAGAGCCCCCAGCUGGAGGUCAGGGUGUGGGGUAAGGGGAGUACGGGCAGACACUCCCCAGGGGCCUGGGCAGUGGGGCCCCCUGGGAAUGUGGGGAGGGGUCCCUAAGGGAGGAGCCUGGGGGGUCCCGCUGACCCUUCCAGCUGUGUGCUGCCCCGGUUCCUGCGUCCUGUCCUCUGCUCACCUUGAG